Lolium rigidum is the source of this 513-nucleotide messenger RNA. RefSeq lists its product as uncharacterized. NCBI's taxonomy places the organism in Eukaryota, Viridiplantae, Streptophyta, Magnoliopsida, Poales, Poaceae. The record is from RefSeq and is a predicted model, not a curated record. The coding region runs from base 1 to 513 and encodes 170 amino acids. The transcript has 2 exons.
AUGAGAUACUUUAUUUAUGCAUGCAGUGUGAACGCUCUUGACUAUCUCUGGCAAGCACAACCACCCAUUCCAUUCGGCGGGCCGACGGGGAACCCUAGCUCUCCUGGCGGCGGUGGCCUAGACCGGGACGCCUCGUCCAUCCUCCACCUCGCGCACACGCACCAACCUAGCACGAUACGGGCGAUCUCAUCGGCGGCGGGAGGCAUGCUGCGGGCGCGUCUGCGCGCGGCGGCGCACGUCUGCGGCGGGCACGGCGACGGCGCGGGGCGGUGGACGACGCCGGGGCACGAGGUGCGGCCCAAGGGGUACCCGAUGAACCGCACGCCGCCGCCGCCGGGGGAGUCGCGCAAGUGGGAGGACUGGGAGCUGCCCUGCUACCUCACCGUCGUCAUCCUCGGCGUCGGGCUCAACGCCAAGCCCGAUCUCACCAUCGAGACCUGGGCACACCAGAGGGCGCUUGAGCGCCUCCAGCAGCAGGAGCUCGCCGUGUCCGCCGACGCCCUCGCCGAGUGA